AUAUUUAAUUUUAUCAUUGGACUCUGAAAAUGACACCAUAACUUAAGUGUAUUAAAGUGAAGCUUCUGUAGUGACCACCACUGUGAAUAUGCUGGAACAAAAUGAUGAAACAGAAAGCCUGCUUUCUACACAAAACAAUGUCAGUAAUGGAGGGGCAUCCACGUCAGUAAACCCCCCUUCUUAUGCAAAAGCUGCUGGUGAUUUGACGGAGCAGCCACCCCCAUAUAGUUUCACAGCCCCUAACAUUGUAUCCGUGCCCUCUGAUGAAACAUCUCCUGUUAUGCAAAUGGCAGUCAUAAACUGCAGGGUGUGUCAGACAUUGCUACACGUUGAAGGGAAGCUACACCUUCAUGUUAUUAAAUGUUAUGCUUGUGGAGAAGCCACACCAAUUCGACCACCGCCUGCACAGAAGAAGUAUGUUCGCUGUCCAUGUAACUGUUUACUUAUUUGCAAAAUUAGCUCACAGAGAAUCGUAUGUCCGAGGUCAGAUUGCAAACGUGUAAUAAGCCUCAAACCUGUUGUGCCAAACCCUGUUUCAGAUGAAGUAAGCAAUUUAAGUAGACGCGUCAUCUGUGCUCACUGUUUAUACCCAUUCUAUUGGACCCGGCCAUCUAGCACAAGAGCAAAAUGUCCCCAAUGCAAGAAAACGUCUUCGGUUGGAAACAAAUAUCGACGGCAGAGAAUUCAGUGCUUUGGAAUCCUUAGUUUAAUAUCAUUGUGCAUAGCUAUAAUUGUUAACAUUGUAACAUACCACCAACAGUUUGGUGUUGUACUCAAAUACGGUUUGUGGGGAUUGCUUUAUUUCAUUUCCUUUGUUGAGGUUAUUAUCACAAUUUACUUUUUAAGAAUGAGAGUCAGUAAUUUGGAAAGACCAUCGCAAUUACGUUACACAUAAAGCUUCUUCCGAAAAAGUGCUAAACUAAUUGACUUUUGUCAUUUCUCAUCGAAUUUGAGAAUAUAAUAACAGCAUGUUUAUGUUGUAGUACCGCCAAUAGUAGUCAUUUACAGGGGCCAGUUUCAGUUAACACCACAAUAAUUUUUUUAUUUUUUUAUUAAAACUAACAAUUUGUCAAAGUGUGUAUUCUGAAACGGAAAAGUUGUAUCCAAAUUGGUUAUAAUUGUUUCUAAAGAAUGUUAGAUUUGUUUCCUACUCAGUACAGUACUGUUUCUUUUGAUCAUUUUUGCCGUUUUUUUUUCUUAUUUCCUCACUUUACAGAACAUUAGAUUUAUAGUUAUAACUUGUGAAGCAAUUUCUGACAGUUACUAAUACUUGAGAUUGACUUAACCGGUUAAACCAGCACUUUGUCGUGUUAUAUGUGCAAUUGAUCAUUCUUUAAAUAGAAAUCUUGAUAUAUCUCAUGUUAUAGAAGUACUAAAGCAUACAAAUGUACUAUGUUUAAGUACAGUGUAAAAAAAGCCUUCUUCAGUUACUUGUAUUUUGUUUAAGUAAACUAGUAACAUGGGACUGUUUAUUCCGUUAAGAUUUUUAAUAUGUCAUUCUUAAGCAUAUUUAAAUUCAAUAUCGAUUUUCAGCAUAAACACCUUUGGAACAGUAGCUGUUGAAAAUCUGUUUAAAUAUAAAUAUUGCAUUGUUCAUUUUUAUUUCAUUUAAAAACCAGGCUAAUAAAUGCAAGCUGUACUUUGACGUAAAUGCCAUUGCACAAAAGGAGUAAAAUUAAUCUUAUUACCCAAUCAAACUGCAUUUAAUUCAAAUAAAGCUGUUUGAAUUAUUAUACCAAAAUAGUCUUUUUAGAUUGAAGUCUUUUCUUUAAAUUUGUGCGAGUGCUACAUACAUGUAAUAUACAGUAAUGUACAACUAUCAUUGCAUCGUGUAAAAAGAACAAUAAACACAAUGAGAACA
This is a messenger RNA of Ciona intestinalis (vase tunicate), 1861 nucleotides long. RefSeq names its product type I phosphatidylinositol 4,5-bisphosphate 4-phosphatase-A. NCBI's taxonomy places the organism in Eukaryota, Metazoa, Chordata, Ascidiacea, Phlebobranchia, Cionidae. Gene Ontology annotation, cellular component: lysosomal membrane; plasma membrane; phagocytic vesicle membrane. The record is from RefSeq and is a predicted model, not a curated record. Gene Ontology annotation, molecular function: phosphatidylinositol-4,5-bisphosphate 4-phosphatase activity. Gene Ontology annotation, biological process: phosphatidylinositol dephosphorylation.